UCUAGUGAGGGGCGGCCCGGCCCCGCCCCGCCCCGCCGCUCCGCUGCCCGCCGCGGCCGCGCUCCGGUGCCCGGGCCCUGCUGGGCCGCUCCCCACCGGCCGGGCCGGCCGCGCCUGCUCCGUGCGCAGCGGCCAUGGCGGGGCUGGAGCUGCUGUACGCCUGGGCGCGGGCCGCAGUCUCCCGCCCGCAGGACGCGCUCAUCUGCGGCGUGCACUGGGAGCUGGUCCGGCACGGCUACCGCUGCCUCGGCGCGGGCGACCAGCCAGGUCCUGAUGAAAGGAAGUCAGAGCUGCUGCCUGCCGGCUGGGAAGCCAACAAGGAGGUAUACACACUGCGCUACAAGUCCGUGGAUGAUGCCCGUGAGCUGCUGCUGAAGGCCAUCAUGGUGGAAGACAGUAUGAUCCUCAACAUCAUGGAUUGCAGUUCUCAGAAGGUAGCAGAUGUGACCUUGGCAGUGGCGGACUAUGUCAAUCCAGAGCACCUGGAUGAUUUCCACAGGGUGUACAAGAACACUGAGGAGCUGAGAACAAGGAUUGCUUCAGGCAUCAUUGCUCCCCUUGGGGCCCCCACAGAAAAGGCCAAAAAGGAACCUGAGGCUAAGAAGAAGGAUCCUGAGUUGCACCAGGAUGACGACCCCCUCAGAGUCCCUCACCACCACCCAGCAGGGACAAGAGCACCGUCCUGGCCUUCCCCCUUGAGCCCCUUUGCUGUUGGUGGGGAAGACCUGGACCCUUUUGGAGGUCGGACUGGGGGAAUGAUCGUGGAUCCUCUCCGGUCUGGCUUCCCACAGCCUGGCAUUGACCCAUCGUCAGGCAUCCCUGGCCGGCUUCCCCCGGGAGCAGUUCCACCAGGUGCCAGAUUCGACCCCUUUGGCCCGUUAGGGGCUGGUAGAUCCGGGCCAGAUCCUGACCACCUUCCCCCUCCAGGCUAUGACGACAUGUUCAUGUGAGGAGUUACCGCAUGGCUUCUCAUGGCUGGGGCCAGAGCAGUCUCCUGGGAAGCAGGGGCACUUUCCCCUCUUUGCUCUCCAUUCGGUGGACUUGGAUCUUUUCAGCAGCAUUUUUCUUCUCCCCAUUUGGGACCAUGUUCAUGUCAGACCAGCUAUAAAGGUUGCCCUGUGUGCAGAACAGAAGAGGAGGCAGCAGGUCCAUUUCUUUCCAUGUUCCUCUGAGGGUGCCUGACCGUUUGCACCCAACUGAAGUGGUGCUGCCCUGCGUGAGGUGGCGGCGUGGAGUGUGGCGUGGUGCUCUGAGAACAGCCUGGGUGCUGUGGGGUUUCCUCCUCUGGUUCUCCGGGGUGGCACCGCUUUUGCUGCUGGGGUUACGCAAGUGGUCGGUGCUGAGGAGGGAGCUGGCAUCUUGCUGCUCCUGUGCUGGGAAGCUACAGUUGCCUCACUGAAGGUGACAGCUGGAGUGGGCUCCCCAUGCAGAGAUGGUUUCUGUCUUGCUCUUUAUCCAAGCAAGGGGCUGAUCAACAUGAAGGGCUAGAAAGCCUGACCCAUGGAGUCUCUAUGGGCUGACCCCCAGCAGCGGCCUCAGAUCAGCUUCCGCAUGGCUGUGCCCGCUGGCUUUAAAGAGCACCACCAGCAAAGCCUUUAAUGUACAUGAGAAAAGACAUAGAUUGAAUUCCUAGCCCCACCUUGCCCCAUCUCUCCCCUGAAGCCCUGGUGGUUUUCAUUCCCAGGGUGCACACGACGCCCCGCAGGGCUGCCUGUGAGGCUGGAGUCGGAGGGAGGGUGCUGGGUGCCUGCAUGACCUGCUGAGCCCAGCACGGAGCUUGGGCCUUGCUGGGGAUGCGCACAGAGGCCUCGCUCACCUGUGGGAUUUGCUUUGCAGAAGAGGUUUACAGAACAUGUUUCCGUGUCAUCAGUCCUGUUGCGUGAGGCUGGUGUGGCGCUGGCUGUCCUCUGCCAGACAGCUCGGGGAGAGUGGAGAUCCGUGUGGCUCAGGCUCCUGAGCUCUUUCUGGAAAUCUCCUCCCUUCCCCAGUUAAUUUGAGGACUGCAGCUCAUCUCUCCUGUCAGGGGUUCAUGCUAUGUUUUUAUUCUCGUGGUUUGAUUUCUUGGAAGGAUGUUCAUGAGAUUGAAAUAAAAACCUGACAACA
Falco peregrinus (peregrine falcon) is the source of this 2103-nucleotide messenger RNA. It is a transcript of the gene PSMF1, whose product is annotated as proteasome inhibitor subunit 1. The record is from RefSeq and is a predicted model, not a curated record. The transcript has 7 exons. Bases 135 to 950 code for a protein of 271 amino acids. Gene Ontology annotation, biological process: proteasome-mediated ubiquitin-dependent protein catabolic process. Gene Ontology annotation, molecular function: proteasome binding; endopeptidase inhibitor activity. Lineage: Eukaryota; Metazoa; Chordata; Aves; Falconiformes; Falconidae.